AUGGAACACCAGUUGCUGUGCUGUGAAGUGGAGACCAUCCGGAGAGCUUACCAAGACUCGAACCUGCUCAACGAUAGAGUUCUGCAGACUAUGCUAAAAGCUGAAGACAAUUAUCUCCCCGCAACGAACUACUUCAAAUGUGUACAGAAAGAGAUUGUACCCUGCAUGAGGAGAAUUGUUUCUACAUGGAUGCUGGAGGUUUGUGCAAUAAACCCUUUCUAACAGAACCAUAACAUUAAAUUAUCCGAAUCAUCUCACAGGUCUAUGCCCUUUGGAAUAGAAGCAAAAUACAUUACUACCAUGCAACUAUAAAGAUUGCUUGUCUUGUGUUGUUCAUGUCAUGUUUAUCACAUUAUUCACCCAGCAAAAGCUUACCCUUUGGACUACAUUAGAGGUUGUCUGUGUGACUAAUUGAGCCUUAUUUUUACCUGACACAUGCUGCAAAUGACGCCAAUUUUUUUUAUUCGAUUAUAUUCAAGGGAACAAAAUGUUACACUUUAGUAUCAUUAUCCUCUUUAAUUAAUGUCAAUGUACACGUAUGCAGUCACUAGUGCCAGUAUUCGCCCUCUUUGUUUUCUUGUGGUUUACUUUGUGGUUUAAAACGUGUAAUAACCAUGUCACAGCUGUUUUCCAUGUAGUCACUGACCUCGGAUGCAUUUGGAACUUUGUUUCUAUUGUUAAGUUACCACUUGAUAAAGCAAACUAAAAAUUGUUCUUAGAGUUGAAGCAACUGAACAAUCCAAGUCGAUUUGGGAGUUUCAAAGGGUCGCCUCUAAAAUUGGUUAAUAGCUUCGAUUCCCUUUGAGAGAAUGUAAUAAAGUUGUCACAUUAUGUAAGAAGAUACAUUAUGUAAGAAGAUAAAUUGCUUAACAUUAACAGGGUAAAAAUGUUUUCGUGGUGUGGAAGAUUAUAUUUUUAAUUCAUUUUGAAAGUUACAUGCUGUUAUGAGAUGUGUGCGCAUGCUGCUUGUCCAAUUUCUAUAGUGGUUUACAUAUAUAGUUAAUUUUGAACAUUUUUCUUUUAGAUAUUCGGAAUAUGACACUUUUGUCCGAUAAAAUAUAAGUAUAAUAAUGUUUACAUGCUAAUGUUACAUUCUAAAACAAUUUUGAAAUAUUUAAAAAUAUUUGUUGAAAAUAUGGCGAACUACAAUAAGGCUCUGCAAGCAAUGCGCUUGCCUUGCAGAGAGAUCAACCUUUGUGUGCACGAGCGAAAUGUCUCUAAAAACAGUUUUUUACAUCCAAAACGUCUUAGAGCUCCUUUACAGGCACAUAAUAUGCACUUAUAUGCAUUCAUGUAUGACUCGUGUUAUUGUUUGUUAUUUUUGAUAGCUUUGUAGACUAUGUAGAUAUAGGCCUAUAGACUGGAUGUGUAGCCUAACUGAUGUUUGGUUUUGCUUUUGAUUCCAGGUCUGUGAGGAACAGAAAUGCGAAGAGGAGGUUUUUCCCCUAGCUAUGAAUUUUUUGGACAGAUAUUUGUCUGUUGAACCCACAAAGAAGACCCGGCUACAGUUAUUGGGAGCUACAUGCAUGUUUCUGGCGUCUAAAAUGAAGGAGACCAUUCCUCUAACAGCUGAGAAGUUGUGCAUAUACACUGACAAUUCCAUCCGGCCUGGCGAGUUGCUGGUAAUUUGACUUCCACAUUAGUUAUAACCAACACAUGUAGAUUAUGUUUAGGAGGUAUUGUAUAAUUUAGUGUAGUGUUACUUCCUUAUUUUAAAACAGUCUGCCUAUAAUAAGAACUAUAAUUUCUUGUAAGUGCAUUCUUUUCAGUUUAGCCAAAGUUAACUUUGGGAGAUCAAUCAUUUUAAAUUAGAAAAUAACUGAAAUUCUAUAACAAAAUGUCUUAAACCUACUUCCCCUAACAUCAAUGAUUGUCAUGAUAAGGCAUUGGCACAGUGGCAGAGCAUAGGCCUGUGUGGAGCAUGCCCACCCUCUAGUGGUGUGUUGGUGUCUUGAACCCUUGCACAGUAUCCUACUACAUGUUUUCUCUCUCCUAUCUCCUCCACAGCAAAUGGAACUACUGGUAUUGAACAAACUGAAAUGGGAUCUAGCCUCAGUGACGCCGCACGAUUUCAUAGACCACUUCCUCUCCAAACUACCCAUCCAUCAGGACACCAAGCAAAUCCUGUGCAAGCAUGCCCAGACCUUUGUGGCUCUCUGUGCUACAGGUAUGCAUGGGAGUCCCACCACCACCUGCCUAUUGUUACACUGCUGCUCUGCUGUCUCUGUUUAGUGCUGUUAACUUAGAGGGAUGUUGUAGGUCUACAUGUCCCCUGGGUUUUAGAUGUUCUGAUGUGGAUUACUACUGUAAAGAGGGGUUCCAAAUGGAAGCGGUUGAGUUGAUAUUUGUCAAUGGCAUGAUAACUCCCAUACUUGUGUAACAGUUAUGCCAUUAUCUUUUGCCCUAAACUUGAUUUGAACCACUUGACUUGGCGUUUGGUAAAGUGAAGGGGUUUGGUGUAGAGUAGACGGUUCUGCUAAAUACAUCACAAGCUGUACACAUUCCAGAAAGGUUGUGUUCAUUUGUGAACAGGCCCUGCAAAGCUUACAUAUGAGCAGCAGGGUAAAUGCUCGAGGAAUAUACUUUGAUGUAGCUGCUGUUACACUGUCUAAUUUCUACCCUUUGGACUAAGCUCUAGCAUUGCACAAUAGAAGGCCUGGAACCCAAUAGCAGGCAGAGUUUUACAGAAGGUGAUAUUGAAGAGAAGUCCUGCUCUAUAGGUUUCCAACCUGCACUACUUUCCAUUUGACAUUUGACAUUUUAGUCAUUUAGCAGACGCUCUUAUCCAGAGCGACUUACAGUUAGUGAGUGCAUACAUUAUUUUUAAUUUUUCAUAGUGGCCCCCCUCAACAACAUUUGAUUUGUGUUAGAGGAAGCACCUCUGUCUUGUGGUAGGUCAGGGGGAAGACUUAACUCAACGUGCUGUUUGAAGUUACUGCUUAAUUUAGUAAAUUGAAUGUGCCUGUUGGCUUAGGCUCUGUCCUGUUCGGAGAGCAAGAAGGUCCGGGCCUCUCUUUUGGUAAUGGAAGGGAAUGGAAUGAAGAGUGACACAACAAGGUCAUAUCUUUGAUUUGAAAAACGGAACACUUUUAACAGGUGAUCACUUACAAAAGUGAACUCCAAUUGUAUGAAGGAAUAGACAAACAGAAUAAUGUAGGGAGGGGAAGACUAGGGAGUGUGUGAAAGCAUGUUGAAGAUCCUGUACGUGCUAUUUGUGUUGAGUAAUACCUCUAAGGAAGGCACUUAACGAGUUCUGACCUGCUGCAACAUGGUUUGUAUAAGGGGUGUGUUUUAAUAGUCUUUGAUACACCUUUGUGAAAUUCAUUUAUUUCCUUCAUCUUGCCAGCAUAGAAGAAAAUGAUCCCCUUUUAUAUUUGACUUUUUUCUGAGACUGUGGAGUCUCUUGCUUUAUAUAUUUCCUUUAGAGCAGCUGCUGGCUGGCAUUCCUGCAUUCAUCUUGAGGGUUGCAAGCAUUUAUUUCCUUUCUCUUUUAUAGGGAGUCUAGGAAUGGGUAGAUCUAGUGGGGAUAUGGGCCUGGAUAAUGGCUCUCUGGCUUGCCUUUAUGCAAGUUCAAUUAAUCUCGCAGCGCUCUUCCUCAACCCUCCUCUCUAAGCUCUCUGUGGUGCAGGCCCUUGCAAUGGGAGCUCACUCACAAUGAUGCCCCAGCCCCAUACCCAUUGGGUUGGGGGGUGUAAAGGGGGCUCGUCUCCUAGACUGAGAGGCCCCCUAAUUAAUAUGGUAAAAUUAAUGGUCUGAGCCUGGUGAUUAGACCUGUUGUUUCACACAAUGUGCAUCGUCUGAGGAGCCCCUCUGUUUGUGUGUGUGUGUGUGCGUGUGUGCACAUGUGGUGCGUGUGUGAGCACCCCUGCCUGGAGUAGAUUUAUUGUCUCUCUAAGCACUUGAAAAGAGGAAGUGAGACAUGAUCUUUCCAGAGAGGGGUCCAACCAGAGCGGGUUGAAGGGUGAUUUAUUGCAUAGUGAGGCUGUUGAGAAGGGGAAUGGGGGUUUGGGCUUAAGGUGGGGGGGGGGGGGGGGGGUCUGGGGAGAAUACGUCUGCAUUUCAUGAGCUUGUCUCUCAUUCUCUCUGUGUGAUUAUCAAGCAGUUGUUGGGCUGAAUAGAUCAUUUAUCACCAACAUCAGAUUCCAGCAAGUGCAAUACGUCUUACCUCUUAUUUGAUUAUGUCAUUUGUUGUAUCUGCCCCUCUUUACUCUUAACAAAGUUUUGUAUGUAUGCAAAUUUGAGGAUAGAAAGACGAGGAUAGAGAGAGUAGGAGGGGAUGAUGGUAUAGCGAUGUAAUGGGGGAGGGGGGGGGGGGGGCAGAGUGACUGGGACCUACAGCAUAGCUCCUCAGUAGCAGUCAGGGCAUCCUGCCACAUGUCAGCAUGGUGCCUCUGUUCUGAUUCUGUUGGACGCACAGUUUCUCUCUCCUCUCUGCCUUGCCAUUAUCUGGUUGUGCCACAUUAUUCUGCCCCAUCCCCCUCGUCCCACCUCCUUCCUCUCACCCCUCUCUUCCUCCCCCACACCUCCGUCUCACCCCUCAUUGCCAGGGUGUCGCCUCUCUCUUGUUGUCUCACCCGUGUCAAUGGCCUGAGCUGCAGCUCUGGAGCCAGUGAGCUGCACCAUUAACAAGGUUGUUGUGUGAAUUGUUUGUGGAUCAAAUGCCUUGCUUCAGGAAUUUGACCUGUUGCCUCUCUCUCUUUCACCCCCUCCCUCUCUCUCUCUCUCUCUCUCUCUCUCUCUCUCUCUCUCUCUCUCUCUCUCUCUCUCUCUCUCUCUCUCUCUCUCUCUCUCUCUCCCUCUCUCUCUCCCCUCUCUCUCUCUCUUUUUUAUCUUUCUCUCUUUUCCUUUUUUCUCCACCAGAUGUCAAAUUCAUUGCCAACCCUCCGUCAAUGAUCGCUGCGGGCAGUGUGGCGGCUGCUGUCCAGGGGCUGAAUCUGAAGAGCAUGGACGAUGCACUGUCAUCCCAGCAACUCACUGACUUCCUGUCCCAAGUCAUCAGAAGUGACCCGGUAUGUAAGGACAACCCAGUCUCAUGCAACAUUUUUGAAAUUAAACAUAUAGCUUAGAAAUGAGACUAGAGAGCCUAAUAUAGCAAACGUGCAACCAUUCUGCCUAGCUUUGCAUAUGGAAUGGUUGCCCGUCUUUUAUCUUCCACAGAUUCCCAGCCUUUUAUUGAUCUGAUUGCUUCCACUAUGUGGUAACUCAUGGGGGAGAGGGGUGACAGUAGAACAAGAGAGGAGUAGUGCUGAGCAUUAACCCGAAAUAUCAGUUACCCGGGUCUCCGACGGGCGCAACCAACGUCUUAGGGAAAUUCCCUCUUGGGCCGAGGGCAGAGACUGGUUUUGAAGUUCGCAGGCAGGGUUACCUCAUCACGUGACCAUGACCGACUCAUGUCUGCUAUACCUGCUAUGUAAAGAGACAGAAGAAUGCGCGAUUGAGAGGGAUAGAGAGCAGUUGCUUCGCAAGGUAUCUCUACCUGAAAGUACAUGAUCUAAGUGAUUGAUAGUUGGUAGUCAGCAGUCAUAAAAGUAUGCCUUAUUUACUUUGAAUAGUAACUAAAAUAGUGAUUUUGUUAGACAGCAUGGGCAGCAGCUCUAUAGAGAUGAGAUGAUGACUUGGAAUGAAGUAGUGAAGUCAUCAAAUAAAACAAAAUAUUUUGUUAAAGUAAAGUAAUGUGAAUAAAUUAUGCUUAAUAAGUGAUGGGCAAUCACUACCAUUAUUUUAUUCUCUGUUGUUACAGCAUUCAACCCCCAUAAUGCAUAGUGCAUUUAAUGUUUACAAAAAGAAGAGAAACCGAAGUCUAAAAUUAUAAUUUUUAAAAUAAUCAAACCGAACCCGAACCGACCUCAAAAAGCACUAAUCACUCAGCACUAGAGAGGAGAGAGAGAGAGAUCUGAGAGACAGGGGAUGUAGAGCAGCAGGUAGCCAGGCCAUAAACCCUGUCUCUGAAUGGGUCAGGAAAUGAGAGGCGAGCGCACAGUCCCUCACUCCAGUGCAGUCGACGACGUGCAAAAGUUCUCGCUCGUUGUCCCCUUUGUCAUUGAUGCAGGAGGCAAGGCUCUUGUGGAGUCCAAAAGGAAAGGGGGAAGAAAAAAGUAAUAAAAAAAGAAAGCGGCGCCCAUGAAUAAAUGCACUUUCCUUGCAACUACAAAGUCAGUUGUGUAUAUUCGCAUAACAAACACAGGACACAAUUCAGCCCUAAUGUCAUAAUUUAGUACAUAAUCUCUCAUUAUUUCAAUGGAAUGUCACCAAUUACUUUUUAAAUAUUAUUAUUAUUAUUAUACUGAACAAAAAUAUAAAUGCAACAUGCAACAAUUUCAAAGAUUGUGCUAAGUUACAGUUCAUAACAUGUCGUUUACCAAUAAAAUGGUCUGAUGGUGAUGUGGAUAUACUCGGAAUCCAUAUCCCAAAUGAAAUAUAUGAUCUCACUCCAAUACAUUUUAAUAGAAAGUUAGCAAAAAUAGAUAAGAUCUUGCUACCAUGAAAGGUAAAUACCUGUCUAUUUGUGGAAAAAUCACCCUGAUUAACUCUUUAGUAUUAUCCCAGUAUACCUAUUUGCUUAUUUGCUUAUGGUCUUGCCUAUGCCUAGCGAACAGUUUUUGUAAUUAUAUGAGAAAAAAAUAUUCAAUUUUAUUUGGAAUGGCAAGCCAGACAAAAUUAAACAAGCCUAUUUAUAUAAUGAAUAUGAAUUCGGAUGACAGAAAUUAUUAAAUAUUAAAGCAUUAGACCUAUUACUAAAAGCUUCAGUCAUACAAAAGUUAUACUUAAAUCCAUACUGGUUCUCUAGCUAAUUAGUAAAAUUGUCUCUAAAAAAGAAUGGCCUUUUUCCUUUUAUUCAGAUUACAACCUCUCACUUUCAUUAUUUGAAAAGGAAAUAAUCUCCCAAAUAUCACUAUUUCUAAAACAAGCCAUAGAAAGUUGGUUGCAAUUUCAAUUUAAUCCUACAGAAACUACAGAACAAAUAAUGCAACAAAUAUUGUGGUUAAAACCAUAUAUACUAAUUGAUAAAAAAACAUUAUUUUUUGAAAAAUGUUUUAAAAAGGUAUAAUCUUCAAAAAUAAUAUUAUAGGUAGGACUGGUGGAGUUAUGUCGCACAUGCAGCUAACAAAAACAUAUGGAAAUGUAUAAUGUAUGGAAAUGCUCUACCCAAAAUUACAACCAAAUAAUUGCAGCAUUACCGCAAAAAUGGAAGAGGAAAGUGGAAGGGGGAAAAAGUAAGGAACUUGUCUGUCGACCCUGCAUUAAAGAACAUAAUUGGUUAAAGAAAAUUGUGAUAAAUAAAAAAGUAUACCAGUUUAAUUUAAGGACCAAAGGAUUGACGGCCAUCCCAUAUAGAUUGCAAAAUAGUUGGGAAGAGAUUUUUGACAUACCAAUUCCAUGGCAUAGUGUUUAUGAACUGAUACGCAAAACGACGCCGGAUUUAAAACGUAGAAUUUAAAUUAUUAUACAAAAUUCUUGCUACCAAUAGAAUGUUAUUUAUAUGGGGGAUACAAUCUUCCCAGCUCUGCAGAUUUUGCUGCGAAGAGACAGAAUCAUUAGAUCAUUUGUUUUGGUACUGUCCAUUUGUGGCUUGUUUUUGGACACAGGUCCACGAAUGGCUGAAGGAUUGCAAUAUUUACCUGGAGCUAACCCUGCAGAUAGCACUACUGGGUGAUCUGAAAAGUCAUAGUCAAUCGAUCAAUAAUAUAAUAAUACUUUUAGCAAAAAUGUUUAUUUUCAAUUUACAAUCUGUAGAAACAAUGAGAAUAGAAGGGUUCAUAACUUUUGUGAAACAUCACAGGACAGUUGAAAAAUAUGGGGCAAAUAGAAAUCCAAUAUGGGAUGGUGUUACGAGAUAGAUGGGAGGUGUUGAAUGGAGCAGAAGGAUGGGACUAAUAACAACUAACAACAACUAAUAACAACAAGAUAACUAAUGUAAAGCAUACUGUGUCCAUAAUAAGUAUAUAGGUUAUAGGUUGAGAGCUUUUGUGAAAGAGCACAGUUAGAAAGAGAUGGCGUAUAGAAGCAAGCCGGAUGGACAUCAUGAAAAUGAUCGGAGAGGUUGAGGGUAGAGGAAGUUCAGGAGUAAAAACAAACAAAAUAGAAUUAUUAUAAAAUUGACUGUGUCCAUAAAAUUUAUAUAGUAUGUAUUUAUUUAUUUUACUAGGCAAGUCAGUUAAGAACAAAUUCUUAUUUACAAUGAUGGCCUACACCGGCCAAACCCAGAUGACGCUGGGCCAAUUGUGCGCCGCCCUAUGGGACUCCCAAUCACGGCCAGUUGUGAUACAGCCUGGAAUCGAACCAGGGGGUCUGUAGUGACACCUCAAGCACUGAGAUGCAGUGCCAUAUGGGAGUAGAGGCCUAAGGGUUGUUGUUCACUAGUUUACUCCAAUUAAGGACUCCCGAGUGGCGCAGUGUUCUAAGGCACUUCUUCGCAGUGCUAGCUGUGCCAAUAGAGAUUCUGGUUCGAGUCCAGGCUCUAUCGCAGCUGGCCGCUACCGGGAGACCCAUGGGCGGCGCACAAUUGGUCCAGCGUCGUCCAAGGUAGGGGAGGGUUUGGCCGGCAGGGAUGUGGGUCUGUUUCCCACGGGGGGCCAGUAUGAAAAAUGUAAAUGUUGGGAAGUGUUGGUGGGGUUGGAAAGUAAUAAAGGGAAAUAUAUUUUUUAAAAGGAUAUGUAUGUAUGUAUGUACAGUGGGGAGAACAAGUAUUUGAUACACUGCCGAUUUUGCAGGUUUUCCUACUUACAAAGCAUGUAGAGGUCUGUAAUUUUUAUCAUAGGUACACUUCAACUGUGAGAGACGGAAUCUAAAACAAAGAUCCAUAAAAUCAUAUUGUAUGAUUUUUAAGUAAUUAAUUUGCAUUUUAUUGCAUGACAUAAGUAUUUGAUACAUCAGAAAAGCAGAACUUAAUAUUUGGUACAGAAACCAUUGUUUGCAAUUACAGAGAUCAUACGUUUCCUGUAGGUCUUGACCAGGUUUGCACACACUGUAGCAGGGAUUUUGGCCCACUCCUCCAUACAGACCUCCAGAUCCUUCAGGUUUCGGGGCUGUCGCUGGGCAAUACGGACUUUCAGCUCCCUCCAAAGAUUUUCUAUUGGGUUCAGGUCUGGAGACUGGCUAGGCCACUCCAGGACCUUGAGAUGCUUCUUACGGACCCACUCCUUAGUUGCCCUGGCUGUGUGUUUCGGGUCAUUGUCAUGCUGGAAGACCCAGCCACGACCCAUCUUCAAUGCUCUUACUGAGGGAAGGAGGUUGUUGGCCAAGAUCUCGCGAUACAUGGCCCCAUCCAUCCUCCCCUCAAUACGAUGCAGUCGUCCUGUCCCCGUUGCAGAAAAGCAUCCCCAAAGAAUGAUGUUUCCACCUCCAUGCUUCACGGUUGGGAUGGUGUUCUUGGGGUUGUACUCAUCCUUCUUCUUCCUCCAAACACGGCGAGAGGUUUAGACCAAAAAGCUCUAUUUUUGUCUCAUCAGACCACAUGACCUUCUCCCAUUCCUCCUCUGGAUCAUCCAGAUCAUCAUUGGCAAACUUCAGAUGGGCCUGGACAUGCGCUGGGUUGAGCAGGGGGACCUUGCGUGCGCUGCAGGAUUUUAAUCCAUGACGGCGUAGUGUGUUACUAAUGGUUUUCUUUGAGACUGUGGUCCCAGCUCUUUUCAGGUCAUUGACCAGGUCCUGCCAUGUAGUUCUGGGCUGAUCCCUCACCUUCCUCAUGAUCAUUGAUGCCCCACGAGGUGAGAUCUUGCAUGGAGCCCCAGACCGAGGGUGAUUGACCGUCAUCUUGAACUUCUUCCAUUUUCUAAUAAUUGCGCCAACAGUUGUUGCCUUCUCACCAAGAUGCUUGCCUAUUGUCCUGUAGCCCAUCCCAGCCUUGUGCAGGUCUACAAUUUUAUCCCUGAUGUCCUUACACAGCUCUCUGGUCUUGGCCAUUGUGGAGAGGUUGGAGUCUGUUUGAUUGAGUGUGUGGACAGGUGUCUUUUAUACAGGUAACGAGUUCAAACAGGUGCAGUUAAUACAGGUAAUGAGUGGAGAACAGGAGGGCUUCAUAAAGAAAAACUAACAGGUCUGUGAGAGCCGGAAUUCUUACUGGUUGGUAGGUGAUCAAAUACUUAUGUCAUGCAAUAAAAUGCAAAUUAAUUACUUAAAAAUCAUACAAUAUGAUUUUAUGGAUUUUUGUUUUGAUUCCGUCUCUCACAGUUGAAGUGUACCUAUGAUAAAAAUUACAGACCACUACAUGCUUUGUGAGUAGGAAAACCUGCAAAAUCGGCAGUGUAUCAAAUACUUGUUCUCCCCACUGUAUAUAUAUAUUUGCGAGAGAAAAAAAGAAGAUAUGGGGGAUUGGAAGUGAUGCAGACAAUUCAAUUGAUGGAAGUUACAAUCUAUGUGCAAUAUUAAAGCUGAUCUACCCCCUAAAAAAGUAAAUAAGAAAAUUAAAUAAAAAAGUUCAUAUGAGGAAAUCACUCAAUUGAAAUAAAUUCAUUAGGCCCUAAUCUAUGGAUUUCACAUGACUGGGAAUACAGAUACAGUAUGCAUCUGUUAGUUACAAAUACCUUUAAAAAAUGGGUCUCACAAUGGGCCUCAGGAUCUUGUCACAGUAUUUCUGUGCAUUCAAAUUGACAUAGAUAAAAUGCAAUUGUGUUCGUUGUCCGUAGUUUAUGCCUGCCCAUACCAUAACCCCACCAGCCACAAUAGGGCACUUUGUUGACAAUGUUGACAACAGCAAACCACUUGCCCACACGACGCCAUACACGUGGUCUGCAGUUGUGAGGCCGGGUGGAAGUACUGCCAAAUUCUCUAAAACGACGUUGGCGGCUUAUGAAAUGAACAUUACAUUCUCUGGCAACAGCUCUGGUGGACAUUCCUGCAGUCAGCAUGCCAAUUGCACACUCCCUCAAAACAUUAGACAUCUGUGGCAUUGUGUUUUGUGACAGAGUUGCACAUUUUAGAGUGGCCUUUUAUUGUCCCCAGCACAAGGUGCACCUGUGUAAUGAUCAUGCUGUUUAAUCAGCUUCUUGAUAUGCCACACCUGUCAGAUGGAUGAAUUUUCUUGGCAAAGGAGAAAUGCUCACUAACAGGGAUGUAAACAAAACUUGAGAGAAAUAAGCUUUUUGUGCGUAUGGAACAUUUCUGGGAUUUAUUUCAGCUCAUGAAACAUGGGACCAACACUUUACAUGUUGCAUUUAUAUUUUUGUUCAGUGUAUUGUUAUUAUUUUAAUCAAAGGGUAAUAUCUAAGUAUUGCAUAGUUGUAGAAUAACUUCUGAAACCUUCCUCACCCACUGGUCUGGCUCUAGUUUCUACAGGUCUCUAUGAUCCAGGUAAUAAGAACCGUAAUCAUUAGAAUUAUGUCCCUGGGGCUCUCCUUCCACCACCUGACUGAGGGUCUGCCCCACUUAUCCUUCACCCAAUGAAUUGCUUUAGCUCCUAUUGUUUUGGGAACAGGAAUUGGUGCUAGCAGAUUGUGUUUCCAGUCUUUCUGGAUGUAUUAUCUUCCGCCUAAUCCUCACACAGUCACUCUGCCUCUGUGGUGCUGUGUGUUGUCACUACUCCUUAAAGCCUACACAGUAUACCAUUGGUACCAUGGUCAUACCAUUCUAAUACUGCAUGUGUUUUCAGAUUGUUCAGAUGGUUUUGAAGAUUUAUUUUAGAAGGCAGACAAAAAGGCCACCUGUUAGACAAAUGUCCAUGACUGUAAGUGGUGCUCAUUGCUGAGAGACUAGCCAACACUAGUCCUUAUCUCAUCACUAACAAUGCGUCUCUCUCCCCCCUCUGCAGGACUGUCUACGGGCGUGUCAAGAACAGAUCGAGUCCUUAUUGGAGACCAGUCUCCGUCAGGCACAACAACACACUGUUUCCACGGACACCAAGAGCAUGGAUGAGGAGGUCGACCUGUCGUGCACACCAACGGACGUGAGAGAUGUGAACAUCUGAGUUGGACAGUCUUGUCUGGUGCUCACCAAGCAGAGGCCAUGGAUGGAGGAUAGGGCUUUGGGGAGAGAAGAGGACGCGCUGAUUGACACUGUCUCAGCAGCACCGCUCCCGCUGACUGCGCUCUCACCUACUCACACACCUGUGCUCGUAGCAUAGGGUCUGGCCUGGCCUGAACGUCCUGUCUGGCUCCUAACAGAUGUUGUAAGGGAUCAGCCAGGGCUUCAUUCCUACGCUUGCUCUCUGUCCCCUCACUGGUUUGAGGCAGCAUCAAUUGGGCAUGGUUCCCGUUAUGUAUUUUAGACAAAACAAACUUGAAUAAGAAAAAAUAAAAAUAAAUGUAGUGCUGUAUGUACAACAGAAUAGAGAAUAAUGAACUAGGUAUUUUUGUGUUGGACAGAUUGAGCAUGAUACACCUGCAAUUUCUCACAUAAGAAGCUAGUACUGAGUUGUUUGAUGACAUAGCCGUUUUAUGGUAUGGUAAACCCGUUUCUAAUGGAGGGGAGUUUUUGUUGUCCCUGGUUAGUUUGGCGUGGCCAUGCUUGCCUCAACAUUUAACCAACUUCGAGAUAUUCUUUUGAAAAAUCUCUAAUCUCCUCUUUUUUAUGGAGAAUGUAACCAUACAAUGUUAUUUUGUUUAGCAUACUUAGGGCUCUAUUCAAUCCGUAU
This is a messenger RNA of Coregonus sp. 'balchen', 12568 nucleotides long. Lineage: Eukaryota; Metazoa; Chordata; Actinopteri; Salmoniformes; Salmonidae. The record is from the annotation of a GenBank genome assembly.